AUGACCCUUGCACAACUUUUUGAAGAAACGGGGGCACUAUCUGUAUACGGUGAAAAUCGACGGCUCGAUUUCACGGGCAUUAAGGCAUCUCGAGGGCUUCCAGGAAAGAGAUCAAUAUGUGAUCAUUUAGAAGAGAUUGUGGAUUACAUAAAAGACAUGCGGAAGAAUAUGGAGGAGCUGGCAUGUAAUAGAGAAAGAUUGAAAGAAAUGAGAAAUAUUUGUAGCUCUGAUCAUAACUCUCACUUGGCUGCACCAUCUUCCUCUAUGAAAAGUGAUGAUGAUCAGGAUAGAAUAUUAGUGAAAAAAUGUAAGGAAGGAGUUGAAAUUUCAGUGAUCAGUAAUUUGGAAGGAGGGUUGGCUCUUACCAAAGUGCUUAGGGUUCUUAUGGAAGAAUGGCUGCUUGUUAUUAGCUGUGUUUCCUCCAAAAUUAAUCAGAAGGAAAGAUUGAAGCAGUAA
This is a messenger RNA of Nicotiana tabacum (common tobacco), 456 nucleotides long. The record is from RefSeq and is a predicted model, not a curated record. NCBI's taxonomy places the organism in Eukaryota, Viridiplantae, Streptophyta, Magnoliopsida, Solanales, Solanaceae.